AUGGACGAAAAUACCAGACAUCGAUCGAAGAUAGAAAAAAUAGAAAUAGAAAUUGUUCCAGAAAAUAAUUUGGAAUCUGUUUUAAAUCCAAGCAAUAAACUCACAGAAGACGCUUUUUAUGGUCCAGGAUGUGGAGGCAACCCAUUUCGACGACGUUUGCAGAAACUUUUAAGAAACUGGAUGAAAUUAAUGGCGCAUAGCAACUUAGAAUAUUUUUUAUGCUACGGUUCUUUGAUGGGAUAUCAACGCACUAAAGAUUUUAUACCUUAUGACCACGAUAUAGACAUCUGCCUUAAUGAAAAAGACUUCCCAAGUUUGAUAAAGAAGGAAUCUCAACGCCCUAUCAAUGUACGAGAUAAACUGCCUCACACAAUCAUUGCUCGGAGUUUUGUCAACGGAAAAAGAUUGAAUUGCGAAGGAGUGUUGGUGGACACGAAGAUGGACCCCUGCUCCAUUGUAUCCCCGGCUGCUCGUAUAAUACUAGGCCAGUACAACUUCAUUGAUGUCUAUCUAUACAAAACAGGUCAC
This is a messenger RNA of Paramuricea clavata, 528 nucleotides long. The record is from the annotation of a GenBank genome assembly. Lineage: Eukaryota; Metazoa; Cnidaria; Anthozoa; Malacalcyonacea; Plexauridae.